UUCCGCGACUUUCUAGCUUCAUACAAUAAAUUAUCCGAAUCAUGUUUUAGUGAUUGUGUACACGACUUUAGUAGUCGAAAGAUUUCAAGUUUGGAGAUCGGCUGUGCUUUAAACUGUACGGAGAAGUAUUUAAAAAUGACACAACGGAUUAUGCUUCGAUUUCAGGAGCAUCAACAGCAAGUGACUGAGUCUAUAGCCUCACAGAAAUAA
Trichoplax adhaerens is the source of this 210-nucleotide messenger RNA. RefSeq lists its product as uncharacterized. The record is from RefSeq and is a predicted model, not a curated record. The annotation marks the transcript as partial. Lineage: Eukaryota; Metazoa; Placozoa; Uniplacotomia; Trichoplacea; Trichoplacidae. The transcript is spliced from 2 exons.